Electrophorus electricus (electric eel) is the source of this 4044-nucleotide messenger RNA. RefSeq names its product trafficking protein particle complex subunit 11 (gene trappc11). The record is from RefSeq and is a predicted model, not a curated record. NCBI's taxonomy places the organism in Eukaryota, Metazoa, Chordata, Actinopteri, Gymnotiformes, Gymnotidae.
AUUAGAGACGCACAAAACCACGACGAAGGAAUCGUUCGUCACGGGUUGUCAAUUUGAUCAAUGUAAACGGUUACAAACAAAGUAUUUGUCUAAUUAGCAGUUACCCUAGUAUGGUGAAGACGAAUACGUGCUAGCCUGAAUAUCUGCGCUUUGGGAAGAUGAGUCCGACACAGUGGGACCUGCCUCCGGAGCUGUGCUGUAGACCCAUGGCCUUCGUGGCGCUGACAGGCCUCGACGUGGUCUACAACGCGGUCCACAGAGCCAUAUGGGAUGCCUUCUGUGCCAACAGGAGGGCAGACAGGGUGCCCAUCUCCUUCAAAGUCCUUCCAGGGGACCACGAGUACCCAAAGUGCAGAACCAAGAGAACCUCGUAUGAGUGGUACAUCCCCAAGGGCAUCCUGAAAACGGGCUGGAUGAACAAGCACCUGAACCUGGUCCCUGCCCUGGUGGUGCUGUUCUAUGAGCUGGACUGGGAUGAUGCCCAGUGGAAGGAGAAGCAGUCGGAAUGUGCCACUAAAGUGGAGAUCGUCAGAACGAGUCUGCAGGGAAGAAACACUAAAGUUGCAGUUGUUUUAAUCCAAAAGAAGACUCCUCUCCCACCCGGUGAGGACGUGGUGGCGUCGGAGAGGGCGGCAGCUCUGUGCAAUGCCUGCGAUCUCUCCGGGAAGUCUCUGUUUGUCCUCCCCCACACGGACCACCUGGUGGGCUACAUCAUACGGCUGGAGAAUGCAUUUUAUGAGCAUGCUCAGACGUACUACUACAACGAGAUACGCAGAGUGAAGUCGCACAAGGAGUUCCUCAAUAAAACCACUCAUCAGCUGCUGUUUGUGAGGCAUCAGUUCAAAACAGGCUUCUUCAGUGAGCUGAAGCAGGACACGCAGAAUGCUCUCAAACACUAUAGAAGUGCAUAUGGCCUCAUCCACGAGCUCAGAGCCCAUGAAACCAACAUGCUGGAGAUCAAGACUUUAGCCGGGUUCAUCAACUACAAAAUCUGCAGGCUGUGUUUCCAGCACAACACCCCCCUGGACGCCAUCGCCCAGUUCAGGAAGCACAUCGACCUUUGUAAGAAGAAGCUUGGUAGUGGCGACUUGGCCUUCGAGCACACCGCCUGGAUGUCCAAACAGUUCCAGUCUUUUGGUGAUCUGUUUGAUGAGGCCAUCAAGCUGGGCCUCACAGCCAUCCAGACACAGAACCCUGGCUUCUACUACCAACAGGCUGCCUGCUACGCCCAGGAACGCAAGCAGCAAGCCAGCCAGUUCUGUAGUCAUGAGCCAAAUGUCACUUAUCCCCUGCCGGAUCCCCUGGAGACCCUGAGUGGCGUGCUGGACUUCUAUGGGCAGAGAGCGUGGAGACAAGGCCAUCAGAGUAUUGACCCCCCUGACCCCGACAGAGAGAAACAAGGCGUCCUCGCUCUGCAGAUGAAGGAGAGAUCUGUCCAACACUCGGAGCUAAUUAUUGCACUACUCAGCAAUGCUGUUGCACAGUUCAAGAAGUACAAGUGUCCUCGAAUGAAGAGUCAUUUGAUGGUUCAGAUGGGCGAGGAGUACUUCCAUGCCAAGGAAUACACCAAAGCCUUAAAGCUGUUGGACUACGUUAUGUGUGAUUACCGGACGGAGCGCUGGUGGAGUCUGCUGACAUCUAUACUGGGCACUGCUCUGAAGUGUUCAUACCUGACGGGCCAUGUCAAAGACUACAUCACCUACUCUAUGGAGCUGGUGGGAAGAGCUUCCACUUUGCGGGAGGAUCAGAAGUCCAGGAUUGAGAAGAAUCUUAUCCGAGUCCUCAUGAACGAGGUCCCGGAGGAAGAGCCGAACUGUGACGCAGGCUCGGUGAGGGCCGCACAGGGCCUGUGGGGUGAACGCCUCACUUUGGCGGCCGGGAACGAGUUCACCAUCGAGGUGCAGGACUGUGUACCGUUCAUCCAGUGCAAGGCCAGGUUCCUGUCUCCCAGCUUCCACGUGGAUGAGCCCGUGCAGCUGCACGUGUACCUGCGGGCAGACUGUCCCCACCCCGUGCGCUUCGCCAAACUGGGCGUCAGCCUCAGCAACCAGGAAUAUAACCAGUACUGCUUGGUGGAGGAAGCAUGCAAGGUGAAGGAUAUUCUAGAACCUUCCUCUCAGGAGAACAUGUGUCUGGUCCCCGGAAAGACCCGGAAGUACUGUUUCAAAUUUGUGGCCAAGACUGAGGAUGUUGGCCGGAAGAUAGAGAUCACCCACGUGGACCUGAUGCUGGGCGUGGAGUCUGGCCGCUGCGUGUAUUUGAACUGGCGGGGCGGGGGUGGGGAUGCGGCCUCCGCUCAUGAGGCCUUACAGGCGUCGCGAUCCUUUAAGAGGAGAACACGUCUCCCGGGGCAACAGCUCGAGUGGGACACUGUCUCCGUCCAAGCCAGCACCAUGGUCAUAUCCCGAGUGCCCCGGAUCUCUGUGCAGCUGCGUCAUGAGCCACCAGCACUGACCAAUGAGAUGUACUGCAUGACGAUCACCAUCCAAUCAGAGGAGGACACGGUGGCCAGAGACGUCUGUCUCACUGCUGGCCUCAAACCAGGUCAAGAUGCAAAUCUCACGCAAACAACCCACGUGACUCUGGACAGCUCUGAGGGGUGUGAUGACGCCCACCCUGCACUGCUCACAGAUAUCGUCGUUGGAGAUCUACAGCCAGGACAGAAGAUGGAGAAGAAGCUGUAUGUGCGCUGUGUGAACACGGGUUCCAGGAUUUUUCUCUUCCAUGUCUCGUACGCCAUCAGUAGCACAGUGGAGGGCAAAGACAUUGCAUGCAAGUGCCACAAGGAUGAAACGGUUACCAUAGACACAGUGGUCCCCUUUGAAGUGGCUGUCAAGUUUGUCUCCACAAAGUUUGAGCACCUGGAGCGCGUGUACGUAGAUGUGCCGUUCCUCCUGAUGGUGGACAUUCUGAGCGCCUCGCCGUGGCCUGUGCACCUGGUGGACAGCCAGAUACAGCUGGCCUCCAACAUGGCAGCUGUCGACCUGCCCCAGAGCCAGGUGGCAGCAGUGGUGCUGCAGACCGGCGAGUGCGCGAGUGAGUGUUUCAGCCUUAAAUGCCCUCCUGUUCAGAACGGCACCAGCACGGUGGCAGCAGGUCACUACCUCAUCUCCUGGAAGAGAAACUCUGCCCACACUGAGACGCCAUUGGUUAAAACGACUGUGGUCCUUCCACAUGUUAUAGUUGAGACAAUUCCUCUGUACGUCCACGCUGAGCUGCCCUCCUUUGGCCGUGUACGGGAGUCUCUUCCCGUCUGGUACCACAUUGAGAACCGGACGGGUAUGGUCCAGGAAGUGGAUGUGUCUGUGGAGCCCAGCGAUGCCUUCAUGUUCUCUGGACUCAAGCAGGUGCGUAUGAGGAUCUUACCAGGCUCGGUGCAGGAGAUGGUGUAUAACUUCUACCCCCUGAUGGCCGGCUAUCAGAACCUGCCUUUGCUCAACGUCAGUGUCCUGCGUUUACCCAGCAUCCCUAGCCAGCUGCUGCAACGCUUCCUCCCCACCCGCAUCUUCAUCAAGCCGCAGGGAAGGAAAGAAGACAGUUCUAUUGCGGCAGCGUGAGAAACCUGCUGAACCCAUGGACCUGCUCCCUGAACCCACCCACAGCUGUUCAGCAGAUUCAGACUGGGGAACUGGUCUUGCAUCAUUGUGAAAGAAAACAUUGCACCCAGAGUCCUGAGAUUCUCCGAAGAAAAAAAAAAACACCACCUGACUGCUCUGAUUAGUCGGACCAACCACCACCUUGGCCAAGGGUGUGGGGGGGUGAAUGUAACUAGUUUGUGAUGCAGUGACUUGUAACUUCUGAUUUAAUGUGUGGUAUUAAACUGCUUUGCUCGAAUCUGACAGAUCAAAACUGAUCUAGAUCGUUGCUGUGAUGCGCACCAAAAUAAGUUCUAUUCAUGGCUCUUAUCUGUCUCUCUCUCUCUUUCUCUUUUAUUUAACUGCUUUAAUUGUGAUUCACCUGCUGCUGUUAUUUAUCCCAUAUUAGUUAUGUCAAAAGUCUAAAAUGUCACGUAGUAAAAUAAAUACUAAUCAUCUCUCUGGCAAA